AAUCAAGACAAAUCUGAGUUUAAUAAGAAAGGCUGUUAAAAUGUCGGUUGGAUAAUUUACAGCCAUUUUCAUAUGAUUAUUAUUUAUAUAAAUGUUCAACAUCGCCAAGAGCAAGUUUUUGAGUCUUCUCAUUUCAUUUUCACCGAAGAACCUUAAGCCAGCCAGAUUGGUUGGUCAUACACACAAAGACAAAGACAAAGACAAAGACCUCAGAAGUCAGAACACACCAAAAUACAAGCAAGUUUUGGUCUUUAAAGUCUCCUGGAGGUGGAUAAAGAGAUGAGAUGUGAAUUAAACCAUGCUUGUUCAUGUGUUUUUGUAGAGUUGAGUUGAGGGAGAAAGUUUUAUUUUUGGAUAUAAAUUUGGAGUCUUCGAGGUAGUUGACUUGAGAUUUGAGUGGGGUUUGUUUUAAUUUAGCUCUUGACUAAUUGUUUUGAGGAGAUAAAAGAGGAGCAAAAUGAGUUGGAAGAGUAGAGGAGGAGGAGGGUUAGAGUCAGCUUCAAAGAAUUUAGUUUCAAAAAAAUGGACUAUUUUGAUUUGUUUUGGCUGCUUUUGCACAGGGAUACUCUUCUCUGAUAGUAACAGAAUGUGGACAGUUCCUGAAGUUAAAGAUAUACCGAGAGGAAUGGACGGUGAAGAAGAAAAGCUAAAGCUGAUUUCCGAGGGUUGUGAUACAGUACAUAAGGAUGCAAAGCGUGAACGAGAGGACAUUUUCGGGGAGGUUUCGAAGACCCAUCAUGCUAUACAAACAUUGGAUAAAACAGUCUCAAACUUGGAGAUGGAGUUGGCUGCCGCAAAAGCUGCACAGGAAUCAAUUAUUAAUGGUUCUCCCUUGUCAGACGACUCAAAGAUUAGUGAAUCAAGUGGUAAAAGAAAAUAUUUAAUGGUUGUGGGAAUCAACACUGCUUUUAGCAGCCGAAAGCGAAGAGAUUCAGUUCGUGCUACUUGGAUGCCGCAAGGUGAAAAAAGGAAGAAGCUCGAGGAAGAGAAGGGCAUAGUCAUGCGCUUUGUAAUAGGUCACAGUGCUACUUCGGGUGGUAUCCUCGAUAGAGCAAUUGAAGCAGAAGAUAAACGACAUGGUGACAUUUUGAGACUGCAGGAACAUGUUGAAGGUUACCUUGAAUUGUCAGCCAAGACGAAGAUAUUCUUUGCCACUGCAGUUGCUUUGUGGAAUGCUGAUUUCUAUGUCAAAGUUGAUGAUGAUGUACAUGUAAAUAUAGCAACUCUUGGAGCUACUUUGGCUAGGCAUCGAUCGAAACCCAGAGUAUACAUAGGCUGCAUGAAAUCUGGUCCAGUCCUAGCUCAAAAGGGAGUGAGGUACCAUGAACCCGAAUACUGGAAAUUCGGUGGAGAAGGAAACAAGUACUUCCGUCAUGCGACAGGGCAGAUUUAUGCUAUUUCUAAAGAUUUGGCAUCUUAUAUAUCAAUUAACCAGCAUAUGCUACACAAGUAUGCCAAUGAGGAUGUUUCUUUAGGCUCAUGGUUUAUCGGAUUGGAUGUAGAGCACAUUGAUGACAGGAGACUAUGUUGCGGUACCCCACCUGAUUGUGAGUGGAAGGCUCAGGCAGGCAAUGUGUGUGUUGCCUCAUUUGAUUGGAGCUGCAGCGGCAUUUGCAAGUCUUCCGAGAGGAUGAAAGAGGUCCACCGGCGUUGUGGCGAAGGGGAGAAUGCUUUGUGGAAUGCAGUCUUCUAAACAAACCAAAAAACAACACUUAUUCCAAGCUCAGGAGGAAGCAAGUAAAUGGCUUGAGGUUGUUUUUGAGACAUUGCUAAAGAUAAACAUUUGUAAUAUCGACACAUCGAAUGAAGCAGAUAUGCAUCGGACAAGGAGGAGAGAUUUUAGUUGCUGAGUUUUCUGCUCAAAUUUUAGACUAGCAGAGAGACUCAAAGGCAAUUUUAAGAAAGGAAACAUAAGAGUUUGUAUUUUAGCCAUUCUUUGAUCGCUCUCCUAGGGCAUUUUGUGAGAGUGCAGAGCUGAUGGAACCUUCUUAAUGAGUGCUGAUAUUGGGCUAAUAGCUUUUGCUGCCUUGUGGUUGAUGAAUUAGCGGCUUUUUGUAUUGCUUGUGAUAGAUUUGUACCUUGUCUAUGUGAUUGUAAAAAAAAUAGUGAUGAAGAUCCCCCUUCUGAUGCUCUCUUUCCUUGGUCUUCAGGAAAAGAAAAAUAAUGAUAAUAGACAUCGUAUCUCGAUACUAGCACUGAAAACAAGUUUAGCCGAAUUCAAAUAGA
Messenger RNA from Mangifera indica (mango), 2226 nucleotides. RefSeq names its product probable beta-1,3-galactosyltransferase 3. NCBI's taxonomy places the organism in Eukaryota, Viridiplantae, Streptophyta, Magnoliopsida, Sapindales, Anacardiaceae. The coding region runs from base 458 to 1693 and encodes 411 amino acids. The record is from RefSeq and is a predicted model, not a curated record. Gene Ontology annotation, cellular component: Golgi membrane. Gene Ontology annotation, molecular function: hexosyltransferase activity. The transcript has 11 exons.